Prorocentrum cordatum is the source of this 612-nucleotide messenger RNA. Lineage: Eukaryota; Dinophyceae; Prorocentrales; Prorocentraceae. The record is from the annotation of a GenBank genome assembly.
AUGGGGUGGGGGAGGAGGAGGAGGAGGAGCAGGAGCAGCAGUAGCAGGAGCAGCAGCAGGAGCAGCAGCAGGAGGCAGAGCCCGGCCCUCCCUCCGAGCCCUGCGCGCGGCGACGAGUGGUGGUUCUGCCGCCUCGAGCGGGACACGCUCUUCCUGCCCGAGAACUUCCGGCUCCUCGUGAGGGCUGCCGGGCUGCGCGCCCGAGACCCGCACUACCUCGGCGCCCGGGAGUUCACCGAGGUCUUCCGCUUCGGCCUGGUCCUCAACGACGGCGGCCCCGGCGUCUGCCUGUCGUCCGCGGCGCUGCUGAGGCUGCACGCGGUGCUCCAGGCUGCGCCGACGCUCCCGCGGUCGCAGGACCCCGACUUCAGCCGCUGCGCCUUCGCGGCGGGGCACCACGAGGACCUGAUGCUGGCCGCCUGCCUGCGGCAGGCGGGGGUGCUCGCCAGCGAGGCGACGGCAGCUGCACCCUCGGGCCUGCGCCCUCCGCACCUCGCGUGCGGCGGGUGCCGCGCCGCAGCGCGGCCGCGGUGGCCGCCGAGGCCGCCGCUGCGGCCACGGCGACGGCGCCGAGGCGCAGCGGCCCCGCUGCCGCAGCGGCGCACUCGGUGA